This is a messenger RNA of Adineta ricciae, 279 nucleotides long. The record is from the annotation of a GenBank genome assembly. NCBI's taxonomy places the organism in Eukaryota, Metazoa, Rotifera, Eurotatoria, Adinetida, Adinetidae.
AUGGAACCACGUCAAAUAUUCGACUUACACUCUAGUGCACGAUUCACUGCCAGAUCCUCUUCCAUAUCUACGACGCAGACAGCAUACUCAACCGAUGCAACCUCCACCACCACUUCCACUGUUACUAGUAUUACAACUAUGGGACCUUCAGGGUGCAUGAUUAAUUAUACAACUGUUACUACUUGUGGUCGCGUUUGUUAUAAUGCUAAUCAUGAUUAUGCCUGUGAUAAUACUACAUCGAUUAUGACCGUUUGUGGUGUUAAUCGUUAUGGUUAUUGA